This is a messenger RNA of Lepisosteus oculatus (spotted gar), 4522 nucleotides long. NCBI's taxonomy places the organism in Eukaryota, Metazoa, Chordata, Actinopteri, Semionotiformes, Lepisosteidae. The record is from RefSeq and is a predicted model, not a curated record.
UCAGGCCUCCACAGUUCCUUCAUAGAAACAAUGUAUAGUCUUUCCCUCCGUGCCAAUAAUCUCCAGGUGUUCAGUCUCUUGGGUAACAGGUUAUUUAAGGUAACCUGUCCUUCAGGAUAAGAGUCAGGGGUUCCUGGUCUGUAUUGGUGAGCGUAGCAUAUUACACAUUUUAUAAGCACUAGAUUUUGCAGAGUGUUUCAUAAAACCUCCAACACCCUUUGAGGUGAGCCCCUGAAAUUCCUUGGUGCCCUGUGUAGUUGUACCUUUGAUACCUGAGGAGUGGAGAGUGUGCAGAUGGGGAAAUAUUAAUGUAGAAUAGAAGUCCCAGCUCUGGUUCUGGGGGAACACUGUUGUCUGGUCCAACUGUGUACAGCUCUGUGCGCUGAACUUGUUGGAAAUUGUGUCCUCGAAUACCCAAUGAAACAGUCCUGGGUAUUUCUUGACACUUGGGACGGAUCUAAUAAACAAGUAAAAAGCAGUCAGAUCAAUUAAGCCAUCAAUUAACACUGGAGGUGUAGAGAUCAGCAGGAAAAUACAAAUCAGAAGGCACUUUUCCUCCAGGACCAAGGCUGGGAACUACUGCUGUAAAGACUCAAUUCAGCAAUUAUGUAGGUAACUAUUGAAUCACCAUCCGCUAAAGACGUGCAACUAUUUAAUUACAAACAAUUCUAAUGGCAACUUAUUAAAUUAAGUAACAGAGAUAGCAUGGGAAACACAAUUCACACCAUUCAGGUCUCACAUAGCAGACUUCCUUUAAGAUGAAUACAUUUCAUAUCUGAUGAAUGACUUACAAGUCUUUUGAUGAUUUAGGGUGACCUAUUAGACUUACUGAACUGGGGGUGUCUGAGAACAGGGUUGGGGACCCCAGAUCUGGAUCUCAGGAAGGCUGCAAGCUAGUGAUGCAGGGGUUGACUCGCACCCGCAGGCAGGCUCGGGUUAAAAAAAAAAUAUUUGAGAUCGGGGCGGGUGGGUGCGGGUCACAAAAAAGCUAACCAGUGCAUCACAAGUGCAAGCAGAGGAGAAAAAGUGUUUCAGCGUGACAGAAAGGGGGUGUUGGAAUCACUUAUAGUUUCCCAGAUCCUUCUGUUCGUCAGGCUGGCUGGAACAAUCACCCCAUGUGUUAUAUUAGUCACACCUGAGAGCUGUUAACAGCUAUGCACAAGGCCGCUUGCUGCUUAAUUAAAGAGGCUUAAAUCCCUCCAUCUCAUGGAAAAUGUUUUUCUGCCUUCAUCUCCUGCCAGCUUUCUGCCUUUCCUUUAAUGCUAUUUGUCCAGUUUUUGCGUCACUGUUAACAUAGUCUGUCUGGCCAGUGGUCAAGUGUGAGCCACCUCCUAGACAGCCUGGCCAGUUUCUUUUCUUUCUUUUAUGAAAUUAUAUGAAAUUAACUCCCUUUACUGCCUUUUUGUCUCCAUUAUCUGCAAGUCAUGGAGGAACUCCAGUAUUAGACACUGUGGGUAUUGAAAUCAAAUUAAUAUGUGUAUAUAUUUUCCAUUUCAACAGUCCAAAAUUAAGGGGAGGGAUUUUUUUUUAUUUAGACAGGAAGAGGUGGAUUUCCGACACUGGGGAAAAUGUUUGGAUGUUAUAUUCUUACGUCUUUUUUUUCAGGACAGUUUAAUUCAAAAUGUGUUAGCCAAUAUUCCGUGAGUGCUGGGCUCAAAGUUCAUUGUGCUUUACACAAAUACAGUACAGUACUGUGAUCUUCCCUGAGUCCUCCCCCAGAAUGAAAAUUCCUGAUAACUGUGUAGAGUGAGACUGGUUCUACUGGAGUUCCAGUGGAGUGGUCCUGGUUUUUGAAGGGGGUGAUGUGUACUGUGUGGCCAGUCUGGUGGCACAGCCAAUGGAACCAUUUGAAACUUUGCUUUACAAUAAUCACAAAGUGUCAGAUCCUUCUUGUUGCUAAUGCUGUGUCUAAUAUCAGAAUAAAUUCACAUGCCCCACUUUUUUAAUGGAGUAAUUGUCUACUUAUGGGUGCUGUGUGUGUUUGUGUGCCCACAGGUGUCAGGGUCUGAUGGCUGUUAUCAAGCCCGUGUGUAUCUGCGUGCUACCAGUUUGUCCUGGGAGUGUCAUGCAAGCACACAUCCAUGUAUAUGAGUGUGUGUGAAUGUGUCAUCUGAUACAACCCACCAAAAACAGUGACACAGCAAUGCAUAGAGCAUUUGAAAUAUGGUAAUUAUGCAUUUUAGAGAACUAUGGAGUGUACUAGUCAGUGAUUUCAGUGGUGUAAUAUUUAAGGUGAAUUACUAGGAGUAAUUUUAUAGUAUAAUACAUUAUGCUAGUGCCCUGUGAUGGAUUGGCGUAUCAUCCAUGUUGUAUCCUGCCUUGCACCCAUUGCUUGCUGGGAUAGGCUCUGGCUCCCCCAGGACCCUGAAUUGGAAGAAGCUGAUAGUAAAUGAAUGGAUGGAUAUUAUUCUGUUUGAUGUCCUGCCCAUUGGAAACUGUUUAUUGACCUUCAGUUGCAGCUGGUUGGUGUCGUUAUCAAGCUUAUGUCUGUGUGUGUGCACAGGUCUCAGGGUCUGAUGGAGGUUGUUGUCAAGCUUGUGUGUGCGUGCAGGUAUCAGAGUCUGAUGGAGGUUGUUAUCGAGCGUGUCUGUGACUGUGUGUGCAGAUGUAUCAGGGUCUGAUGGAGGCUGUUGUCAAGCCUGUGUGUGUCUGUGUGUGCGCAGGUAUCAGGGUCUGAUGGAGGCAGUUGUCAAGCCUGUGUGUUUGUGUGCACAGGUGUCAGGGUCUGAUGGAGGCUGUUGUCAAGCCUGUGUGUGUCUGUGUGUGUGUGUCUGUGUGUACGCAGGUGUCGGGGUCUGAUGGAGGCUGUGUCGGGGCUCGGACUGAAGCGGCGGUUCGAGGAGGUGGACAGCGGCUCGCCCUACUCCACCCCGAAGGACUCGGACGAUGAGAUCUCGAGCAGCGACAGCGCCGACAGCUGCGACAGCCUCAACCCUCCCUCCAGUUCCACUCUGACGCCCACAUCAAUCCUCCGCCGGCAGAAGGCCUCUGGACGCAAGAGCGUGCGCUUCGACGCCGUGACGGUGUACUACUUCUCCCGGCGACAGGGCUUCACCAGCGUGCCCAGCCAGGGGGGCAGCUCGCUGGGCAUGGCGCGCCACCACAGCGCCAUCCGCCGCUACACGCUGGGGGAGUUCGCCCACGAGCAGGAGACCAGCCACCGCCAGGCCCUGCGGCAGCACCUGCGCCAGGAGAAGCUCAACGCCCGCAAGCUGAAGCUGACGCGCAACGGCACGGUGGAGUGCGCGGAGGCCGAGUCGCUGACCCUGGAUGACGUGUCGGACGAGGACAUCGACGUGGACGGCGUGGAGGUGGACGACUACUUCUUCCUGCAGCCGCUGCCCACCAAGCGCCGCCGCGCCCUGCUGCGGGCCUCGGGCAUCGCCCGCAUCGACGCUGAGGAGAAGACGGAGCUGCGCGCCAUCCGGCUCUCCCGCGAGGAGUGCGGCUGCGACUGCCGCUUCUACUGUGACCCCCAGAACUGCGGCUGCAGCCAGGCAGGCAUCAAGUGCCAGGUGGACCGGAUGUCCUUCCCGUGCGGUUGCUCGCGGGACGGCUGCGGGAACGUGGCGGGGCGUAUCGAGUUCAACCCCCUGCGGGUGCGCACCCACUACCUGCACACCAUCAUGAAGCUGGACCUGGAGAAGAAGAGGCAGGUGGGGGCCCACGAGGGCAUGGGAUUGGGCACCGCCCCCGGCCACCCAGCCCCGACGGAGCCCUCCCUCCCCGCGCCCCUCGACCCGGACGCCAGGCCGGCGGCGCAGCCUGGGGCCGAGGAGGGCGACGCGGACUACCAAGCCCAGAGGGACAGCCUGGCCCUGGAGAACGAGACCGCCGUGCUCCACCUGCAGAGCGCCGAGGAGCAGGAGCGCCGCCGGGAGCAGGAGGAAGGGCAGGGGGCGCUGGUCACGGACCCCGACGGCGGUGCCCUGGGCCUGUGCCUGCUCCCCGAGCCCCUGAUGCCGGCCCAGGCCGGGAUGGGGGAGGUGGCCGACGGGACCGAGCCUGUGAUCAUCCAAGGGGAGUUCCCCCCCGGCACCUCGGUUCUGUGCUUCACGGAGAACCUGGUGGAUCCGCAUCACCAGGCGUUCCUCAAGGACUCCCCCGUGGUGUACUACCAGAUAGACCAUGUGGAGCCGGAGUCUCUGGGCCUCCCCGCCGGGGAGGAAGAGGUGGAGACGACGACGGGGUACAAGGAGUGUCGCACCACCGACGGGGACGGAACUGGGGGGGACGCCGAGCUGGCGGCAGCCCGCGGGCAGGAUUCGGACGAGACCGCCGCGGUGAUCCCGGGGCUGCCCGUCCCCGAAAACCGCCCUGCCAACACCAGCGGGCACCUCGAAGGAUCCCCGCGGAGCCCCGAGGGGUCCCCCUCGGAAGGUCCCCACCUUGCCUUUGAAGGAGAGAGCGCCCCACUUGAGUCGGACGCUUAGUUUCUCACUUUUUGCGGAUAUUUUGCACAAUAGCCUACAACAAAGCUUGUUGCCUAUACUUAAUGGAAUAAUAAUAGUAAUAUAAUGAA